This is a messenger RNA of Erinaceus europaeus (western European hedgehog), 2747 nucleotides long. RefSeq names its product eukaryotic translation initiation factor 3 subunit B (gene EIF3B). NCBI's taxonomy places the organism in Eukaryota, Metazoa, Chordata, Mammalia, Eulipotyphla, Erinaceidae. The transcript has 19 exons. Gene Ontology annotation, molecular function: translation initiation factor activity; RNA binding; translation initiation factor binding. Gene Ontology annotation, biological process: translational initiation. The coding region runs from base 139 to 2430 and encodes 763 amino acids. The record is from RefSeq and is a predicted model, not a curated record. Gene Ontology annotation, cellular component: eukaryotic translation initiation factor 3 complex.
GGGCCGUGGCGUCUCCAGGUCAUAGUAGCCCUAGAAAUCUGGGUCUCCGUCGCGGCGGCGCCGUUCUCAUUCGUCGGGGAGCUCCGGGCGCCCCGUGAUCAGGGGACCCCCCUCAGCGGCGUGGUCUGCUCUGCACGCAUGCGGCCGCCGCAAGGCGCGCGGGGCACUCUGGGAGCGAGGAGUGCGGCGGGGCCCAUGCAGGACGCGGAGAACGUGGCGGGGCCCGCGGGGGCCGACGAGCCAGGCCAGCAGGCGCCCAGCGAGCCCGCGGCGGACGAGCCCGUCAGGCCAGAGCCGGCGGGCGGCGCGGAGGAGGCGGACGAGCCUGGGACACCUUCCCCGCCCGCGGAGCCCCCGGUCGCCACCCCCGAGCCGGCCGCCGAGCUGCCCAGGGACGCGGCGCCCGAUCCCCGGCCGGACGGAGACGCGGACGAACCCUCGUUUAGCGACCCCGAGGACUUCGUGGAUGACGUGAGCGAGGAAGAGCUCCUGGGAGAUGUGCUCAAGGACCGGCCCCAGGAGGCGGACGGGAUCGACUCAGUGAUCGUGGUGGACAACGUCCCUCAGGUGGGGCCCGACCGCCUGGAGAAGCUCAAGAACGUCAUCCACAAGAUCUUUUCCAAGUUCGGGAAGAUUAUCAACGACUUCUACCCGGAGGAGGAUGGCAGGACGAGAGGGUAUAUCUUCCUGGAGUACGCCUCCCCCACACACGCCGUGGACGCUGUGAAGAACGCCGAUGGCUACAAGCUAGACAAACAGCACACCUUCCGGGUCAACCUCUUUACUGACUUCGACAAGUACAUGACCAUCAGCGAUGAGUGGGACAUCCCAGAGAAGCAGCCGUUCAAGGACCUGGGCAACCUCCGCUACUGGCUGGAGGAGUCUGAGUGCCGGGACCAGUACAGCGUCAUCUUUGAAAGUGGUGACCGCACGUCCAUCUUCUGGAACGACGUGAAGGACCCCGUGUCCAUCGAGGAGAGGGCGAGAUGGACAGAGACCUACGUGCGCUGGUCCCCGAAGGGCACCUACCUGGCCACCUUCCACCAGCGCGGCAUCGCCCUGUGGGGUGGUGAGAAGUUCAAGCAGAUCCAGCGGUUCAGCCACCAAGGCGUGCAGCUCAUCGACUUUUCCCCGUGCGAGAGGUACCUGGUGACCUUCAGCCCCCUGAUGGACACCCAGGACGACCCACAGGCCAUCAUCAUUUGGGACAUCCUGACCGGGCAGAAAAAGAGAGGCUUCCAUUGUGAGAGUUCAGCCCACUGGCCCAUCUUCAAGUGGAGCCACGAUGGCAAGUUCUUUGCCAGGAUGACAGUGGACACGCUCAGCAUCUACGAGACGCCCUCAAUGGGCCUCCUGGACAAGAAGAGCUUGAAGAUCUCGGGCAUCAAGGACUUCUCCUGGUCCCCGGGGGGGAACAUCAUCGCCUUCUGGGUGCCCGAGGACAAGGACAUCCCGGCCAGGGUGACGCUCAUGCAGCUGCCCAGCCGCCAGGAGAUGCGUGUGCGGAACCUGUUCAACGUGGUGGACUGCAAGCUGCACUGGCAAAAGAACGGGGACUACCUGUGUGUGAAGGUGGACCGCACACCCAAGGGCACGCAGGGCGUCGUCACCAACUUUGAGAUUUUCCGGAUGCGGGAGAAGCAGGUCCCCGUGGACGUGGUGGAGAUGAAAGAGACCAUUAUCGCCUUCGCCUGGGAGCCCAACGGGAGCAAGUUUGCAGUGCUGCAUGGGGAGGCCCCUCGAAUCUCCGUGUCCUUCUACCAUGUCAAGAGCAAUGGCAAGAUCGAGCUUAUCAAGAUGUUUGACAAGCAGCAGGCAAACACCAUCUUCUGGAGCCCCCAAGGGCAGUUUGUGGUGCUGGCUGGGCUGAGGAGCAUGAACGGCGCUCUGGCCUUCGUGGACACCUCGGACUGCACCGUCAUGAACAUUGCUGAGCACUACAUGGCGUCCGACGUGGAGUGGGACCCCACUGGGCGCUACGUCGUCACCUCUGUGUCCUGGUGGAGCCACAAGGUGGACAAUGCGUACUGGCUGUGGACGUUCCAGGGCCGCCUGCUGCAGAAGAACAACAAGGACCGAUUCUGCCAGCUGCUGUGGCGGCCUCGGCCCCCCACCCUGCUGAGCCAGGACCAGAUAAAGCAAAUCAAAAAGGACCUAAAGAAAUACUCCAAGAUCUUUGAGCAGAAGGAUCGCCUGAGCCAGUCCAAAGCCUCCAAGGAACUGGUGGAGCGCCGGCGCACCAUGAUGGAGGACUUCCGCAAGUACCGCAAGAUGGCGCAGGAGCUGUACCUGGAGCAGAAAGCUGAGCGGCUGGAGCUGCGUGGAGGUGUAGACACGGAUGAGCUGGACAGCAAUGUGGACGACUGGGAGGAGGAGACCAUAGAGUUCUUCGUCACCGAAGAGAUCAUUCCUCUGGUAGCACAGGAGUGACCUGAGCCGGUGGUGACUGCCGGCUGUCCCCUUACAGUGUGGCCGGGUGGCGUGAGGCACGGAGGCUGCCUCCUGCUGUUGUCUGCCUACCUGCUGCCGGCUCUGGCCCCUACGGCUCCAGCUCCACACUGCUGUGCCUUUCCCGGCGUCCACGCGGCCUCCACCCGGGCUCCCAUACAGCGCUGCCUUCCCGCAAGGUCUGUGGUCCACCCGACUGCCGGCGGGGCUGCAUCCCCCAAUGCCAUUCUGCCUGGCCUGGCGCUCGUUGAACAACAGAUUCUCAGAGCUGCUGAGGGAAUAAAGCAGAUCUGUGUGAA